ACACAUUUAAAAUAAAUGUGGCGGCAUUUGUAUUUUCGCAAACUUUGCAGCCAUUUUGAGGUAAGAGUAACAUGGUGGACAACGUUUUGCCACCAGGAGCAUCUCAAACUCCUUCGCCUAAACCUGAAGAAACAAUGGCACCGCCUAACUCCAUUGCCGUAGUAUAUGCCAGACUUCCAAUACCACCGAUGGCAAGCACCAACAUAGAGGCCUGGUUUACCUCUAUGGAAUUUUGGUUCACCGCUUCGGGCAUUACGGCUGAUAAGCAGAAAACGGCAACAGUGUUAGCAGCUCUCGACCCAAACGUCCUAAGUCAACUGGGCGACGUCAUUGCAGCGCUGCCACAAAACGACAGUUUCGACUACGUUAAGCAAAAAAUAAUCGAGCAUUUUGCCGAUAGCGAACAGCGGCGACUCAACCGGGUACUCUCGGAGCUACCUCUUGGCGACAAGAAGCCGUCCGAGCUUUUCUUCGAGAUGAGGCGCGUCGCAGGCAAUACUCUUGGUGAUGCUGCUCUCAAAAGCCUCUGGAUUAAGCGUUUACCAGAGUUCGCGCAGCCAGUAGUAGCAGCUUCGUCUGGCUCAGCCGCGGAGUACACGAAGAUAGCCGACACCAUAAUAGACGCCAUCGCACCUCAGCAGCUCAAUCGCGUUAAGUCAACACCCUCCAGCGAGAUUCAUGAAUUACGCGCUGUUGUUAUGGAACUUGGCAAAAAAUUCGACAAGCUCACAACUCGCUCACGCUCGCAAAGUCGUAGGCGAACAAACAUACGACAGAAUUCAAACGCUCGCGACAGCUCUAAAGGGGUUACAUCAUCGCGAGAAUCAUCUUCAGUCCGGGACUGUUGGUAUCAUCUAAAAUACGGCCGAGAUGCUAAGAAAUGCCGCAGUCCUUGCCGCCAGAGCAAACGUGCUCUUCGAGCGGUAUCGUCCGAACCAUCAUGACUGUUGAAGCGCGUGGCGGAUUGCAACGAGUAUCCCGUCACAGAGCGCAAAGUACUUCGUCUGCAGGUGCACGAACGACAUACAGGCAAAACAUUUCUCGUCGACACUGGUGCCGACGUGUCGGUGCUACCCAUCACUGCAAAGCCCUAUGACAUGCGACCAACCG
This is a messenger RNA of Rhagoletis zephyria (snowberry fruit fly), 1110 nucleotides long. RefSeq lists its product as uncharacterized. The record is from RefSeq and is a predicted model, not a curated record. Lineage: Eukaryota; Metazoa; Arthropoda; Insecta; Diptera; Tephritidae.